GGUGGUGCGUGGGUUGCCCCAAGUUGGGUUCUUGGGGCCUCAGUUUCCCCCGAGGGUCUGGGGUCUUGUCGGGGUGUGUAUUUGCGGGUCUGUGUCCUGGGGGUGGCUCACCCGGCAGCGGCUUGGCGGCGGCGGCGGCAGCGAGCGAGAGCGGGGAGCAGGUGACACUUGAAGAAUGGAUGAUGACGAUUUUGGUGGUUUUGAGGCUGCAGAGACUUUUGAUGGUGGAAAUGGUGAAACCCAAACAACAUCUCCUGCUAUUCCUUGGGCUGCCUUCCCUACAGUAUCUGGAGUCCAUCUUUCACCAGCUUCUCCUGAGAUUGUUUUGGACCAUGACCACUCGCCUCCUUCACUUGGAUGCCUCUCUUCUGAUGCCAUCAUUUCAUCACCAGAGAAUGUACAUGCAGACAAUACUAUUAUGAAUCAAACAAUUCCUAAAGCACAGAUUCAGCAAACAACGCACACUCAUCUGGAUAUCCCACUUUUUCCAUUGGGCUUAACUGAUGAGGCAAGUAAUGGAACAAUUGCUACUGUGGAUGAGUCUGAGGAUUCUGGAACCCAUGUAUCAAACAUACAGCUUCAGCAAAAAAUUUCAAGCCUGGAGAUUAAACUCAAAGCCUCUGAAGAAGAAAAACUAAGAAUUAAAAAGGAUGUUGAAUCAUUAAUGGAAAAGCAUAGUGUGUUAGAAAAAGGUUUCCUAAAAGAAAAAGAGCAAGAGGCCAUUUCUUUUCAAGAUAGAUACAAAGAACUUCAGGAAAAACAUAAACAAGAACUGGAAGACAUGAGAAAAGCUGGUCAUGAAGCCCUUAGCAUUAUUGUGGAUGAAUAUAAGGCACUACUGCAGUCUUCAGUUAAGCAACAAGUAGAAGCUAUUGAAAAACAGUACAUCUGUGCAAUUGAGAAACAAGCCCACAAGUGUGAAGAGUUGCUAAAUACUCAGCAUCAGAGGCUCCUUGAAAUGCUAGAUACAGAGAAAGAUCUGUUUAAAGAAAAAAUAAAGGAAGCUUUGAUUCAGCAAUCUCAAGAACAGAAGGAAAUACUAGAAAAAUGUUUGGAGGAAGAAAGGCAAAAAAAUAAAGAGGCAUUGGUGUCUGCUGCAAAGCUUGAGAAAGAAGCAGUGAAGGAGAUAGUUAUGAAAGCAGUAGAAGAAGAACGAAAAAAUUUGGAAAAAGCCCAUGCUGAAGAAAGGGAAUUAUGGAAGACAGAACAUGCAAAAGAUCAAGAAAAAGUAUCCCAGGCAAUUCAAACAGCUAUACAAGAACAAAGAAAAAUAAGUCAGGAAACUGUUAAGGCAGCAAUAAUAGAAGAACAGAAGCGAAGUGAAAAGGCUGUAGAAGAGGCAGUGAAAAGAACAAGAGAUGAAUUGAUAGAAUAUGUAAAAGAACAGAAAAGGCUUGACCAAGUCAUCCGCCAAAGAAGCCUGUCCAGUUUGGAGCUGUUCCUCUCCUGUGCACAGAAACAGUUAAGUGCUUUAAUAGCUACGGAACCAGUUGACAUUGAAUAAAGAACAUGACAAGCUAACCCACACUGGUAUUGCAUAAAUCAUUAGACGUCUAAAAUACAUGCCAUGAAUUAUAAAGAUG
Messenger RNA from Marmota flaviventris (yellow-bellied marmot), 1583 nucleotides. It is a transcript of the gene Ccdc91, whose product is annotated as coiled-coil domain containing 91. Gene Ontology annotation, cellular component: trans-Golgi network. Lineage: Eukaryota; Metazoa; Chordata; Mammalia; Rodentia; Sciuridae. The record is from RefSeq and is a predicted model, not a curated record. Gene Ontology annotation, biological process: Golgi to lysosome transport.